This is a messenger RNA of Ananas comosus (pineapple), 2283 nucleotides long. RefSeq names its product C-terminal binding protein AN. The transcript is spliced from 7 exons. Gene Ontology annotation, molecular function: NAD binding. Bases 113 to 2047 code for a protein of 644 amino acids. Gene Ontology annotation, biological process: microtubule cytoskeleton organization. NCBI's taxonomy places the organism in Eukaryota, Viridiplantae, Streptophyta, Magnoliopsida, Poales, Bromeliaceae. The record is from RefSeq and is a predicted model, not a curated record.
AGCACCGGUUGAAAAACCAAGAACAAGAACCGGCGACCCACCAGGAUCCAUCCCAGCCAGCCAGCCAGCCGGCCAGCGGAGAGAAAAAGAGAGAGCGAGAAAAGAGGGAGGGAUGCAGGCCGGCGCGGGCCGAUCCCCUUCGGAUCCGGGGCGAAUGGGUUCGGCGGCGCAGCAGCAGCAGCAGGUGCCGGUGGUGGUGGCGCUGAACUGCCUGGAGGAGGUGUCGCUGGAGCAGGAGGGGCUGUCGGGCGUGGCGGCCGUGGAGCACGUCCCGCUCUCCCGGCUCUCGGACGGCCGGCUGGACUCGGCCUCGGCGGUGCUCCUCCACUCGCUGGCCUUCCUCCCCCGCGCGGCCCAGCGGCGCCUCCGCCCCUGGCAGCUCCUCCUCUGCCUCGGCUCCCCGGACCGCGCCGCCGACUCCGCCCUCGCCGCCGACCUCGGCCUCCGCCUCGCCCACGUCGACGCCAACCGCGCCGAGGAGGUCGCCGACACCGUCAUGGCGCUGCUCCUCGGCCUCCUCCGCCGCACCCACCUCCUCUCCCGCCACUCCUCCUCCUCCUCCUCCGCCUCCGCCUCCCCCUCGGAUCGCGCUCGAGGGUUAGAGGAGAUCCAUGCGAUCCCACGGAGAGGACGAGAUCUCGACGNCGCCACCCGCAGCCUCGCCUUCCGCAUGAGCGUCCUCUUCUUCGACCCCCGCCACCACCACCACCACCACCACCAGGGAAAGGGAAAGACCAGACGGCCUACCAUUGCGUUCCCCCCUGCUGCCAGGAGGAUGGAUACUCUCAAUGACUUGCUGGCGGCGAGCGACCUCGUCUCGCUUCAUUGUCAGCUGACGAAUGAUACAAUGCACAUACUUAAUGCCGAAUGCCUGCAGCAUAUAAAGCCUGGGGCAUUUAUAGUCAAUACGGGUAGCUGUCAGCUCAUAGACGAUUGUGCGCUCAAACAGCUUCUGAUUGAUGGCACUAUAGCCGGUUGUGCUUUGGAUGGAGCCGAGGGUCCGCAAUGGAUGGAAGCAUGGGUGAGAGAGAUGCCCAAUGUCAUAAUUCUUCCUCGGAGUGCAGAUUAUAGUGAAGAAGUAUGGAUGGAAAUAAGGGAGAAAGCAAUUACAAUACUGCAAUCGUUCUUCUUCGAUGGAAUUGUUCCCACCAAUGCUGUUUCUGAUGAAGAUGAAGAAAUAGCAGAGGCUGAAAUUGAAGAUGACCAGUUGGAGAGACGACUAAAGGGAAGCCCCUCUCAGGUUUGUGAGGGUGAGCAACAAACAGAUGAAAGUCAUUUAAGUUCAGAAUAUGACAAGAAAAGAGCCAUUGCUCUGUCAAAAGAGUCUCAAGCUUCAGGUCUAUCUCAAAACGUAGGCUCCAGAUCUGAAGGCAAACGCAGCAAAUCAGGAAAGAAGGGUAAAAAGAGGCCUGCUCGUCGUAGAUCACAACAGAAGUCAGAUGACUUUUCAGCUGUGGAGAGUGAUGGAAACUAUAUUUCACAUCGAGAUGAUGACACUGCCAUCAGUGGCAGAGAGCAAAGUUCACGGUUUGCUUCUCCUGAGGAUUCAAGAACCAAGCAGAUGUCUCUUGCUGAAUCAACAAUGGAGAUAACUCCUGAAAAGCCCAUGACAGCAAGCGCAGGGCUUGGUAGAAAACCUGGUCGGUUGUUGAAGGAUGGUUUUGUUAUAGCAUUACGUGCAAAAGAUCAUUCAGGGUUUCACAUUUCUAGGCAGAGAGUUGCCAGUGGUGGGUGGUUCCUUGACACUGUGUCGAAUGUAACGAAAAGGGAUCCUGCUGCACAAUUCUUAGUUUCUUUUACAAGCAAGGAUACUCUUGGAUUACGUUCUUUUGCUGCUGGUGGAAAACUAUUGCAGAUUAAUAGGAGAAUGGAGUUUGUAUUUGCAAGCCAUACUUUUGAUGUUUGGGAGAAUUGGAUGCUGGAAGGUUCGGUGCUUGAAGACUGUAAACUCGUUAACUGCAGAAAUUCGUCGGCCAUCUUGGAUGUACGCAUCGAUAUUCUUGCAGCCGUGAGCGAAGAAGAUGGAAUCACGCGGUGGCUCGAUUAACUUUUUCGCGGCAAAAAUGCUUCCCUGCGAACGGACUGAUGUCGGGAUUGUUUUCCUAUUUAUUCACUUCAUGACAUGCCAAAAAAUUUUGGAUGCUGCGGUUGUAGGGGCUUGUGGCCUUAGAAUGUGCCAGUUUGUAUUGCUUCCAAUAUUAACUAAGACUGGGAUAUUGUGUACUUGUUUAAACAUGUUCUUAUUUUGGCCUCGCGAAGUUUCUAACUUUUUGGAACCAAAAA